UGCUAUCUUUGAGAACAUGGCGAACACUUCAUGAAAUAACUUUACCAAGCUUUACGUAAACAAAACGUAACUUACGAUAAUUUUGUCUGUAACAGUGAUUUGUACAUAAUAAGAAUCCUUACUGUAAAUAUUAAAAAGUUAUGUAUAUAGAAAACAGUAAAUAAAUUUACAUAUGUGUGAUAUUUUGCUAUUUUUGUUAAUGAGAGUGUGAAAUUGAUAUGUAUUGUCUAUAAACUUACUGUGUGGUCAGGGAAUCGAUCAUUUUUGACAGAUUAACGUGAUAUCAAUCCGUCGAACUUUUUACUCAUAAAAAUGGCUGAUUCUGAGGAUGAAAGUGAUAAAGAUAUAAUGUCCGCAAUUAAUAUGACUGGCUUCUUGUUUGGGAACAUCGAUGACAAUGGUCAACUGGAGGAUGAUAUUCUUGAUCCAGAGGCAAAGCAACACUUAGCAUCGCUUAGUCGUCUUGGUUUGAGUUCGUUUAUCCGCGAAAUGAUGCCAAAUGACAAUGCUAACGAUGAAAAGGAUGAUGAGGAUGACAGUAAACAUGAAGAAAAAAAUCAAACCUACACUGAUAAAGAUAUAAAUUACAUAGAAAAGUCACCUAAUGCUUUUGAUUUCUCUGAUAUAAAUGAAUUAGCAGAUGAUAUAAAUGAAGAAAGUAAUAAACAAGAUCCAUUCGAACGAAGAAGUGAAAAAGAGAACGAUUAUGAUGCUGAUGAUGAAGAAGUUGUUAAUAAAUCUGAUACACAAUUAAUGCCACCUCCACCAGUGCCUGAGGAAAAGGAAGCGCUUACCGCAGAAGAGGCAGAAGCUGCCCGUCAGAGAAAAUUAGAAACACCUCUUGCUUCUAUGCUGCCAUCUAAAUAUGCCAAUGUUGAUGUCACAGAAUUAUUUCCUGAUUUUCGUACUAAUAAAGUAUUGCGAUUUUCAAGAUUAUUUGGUCCAGGAAAACCUAGCAGUCUUCCACAAAUAUGGAGAGGUGUUAAAAAGCGACGUAAAAAGAAGCGGCACCAUGAUCUUAGAGAUUCUGAUUCUGGAUCUGAUCAAGAUGAUAGGAAACCAAAAUUUAAAGGAUGGGUGAUGCAAUAUGGUCCAGAUCCAACUCCAGAUAUGUGUCGAUCUGAUGAUGAAACUAAAUUACUAUUACCAGUAGAAGAUAAAGAACAACAUGGUAAAACAGGUGAAAGUGGAGAAAAUGGAGACAUGGGACCAAAAGUAGCGGAUUGGCGGUUUGGACCUGCACAGCUUUGGUAUGAUAUGCUUCAAGUUCCAGAGACUGGUGAUGGAUUUAAUUAUGGAUUUAAGAUUGCAGAUAAGACCGAUGAACAGAACAAUAAAGGAAAUACUGAGGAAUUUUCUGAUGAUGCAUUUUUAAUGGUAUCCCAGUUACAUUGGGAAGAUGAUGUUAUAUGGAAUGGCGAUGACAUAAAGCAUAAAGUGUUGCAAAAAUUAAAUAGUAAAAACAAUGCAGCUGGGUGGGUUCCAUCUAGUGGAAACAGAACUGCUCAAGCAUUUAGUCAACCAGGGAAAGGUACACCUGUUCCUGUUGCAUCAAAUGUUAGACUUGCUACGUCACAAAUUACAACUCCAUUACACAUGCAGUCACAAAAGAAUAAAAUGAAUAUGAAUAAGGGAAAUCAACAACAAACACGGGAAGAGAAUUAUGAUGAUACUUGGUAUUCCAUUUUCCCUGUAGAGAAUGAAGAAUUAGUAUAUGGGCUUUGGGAGGAAGAAGUAAUUUGGGAUCCAGAAAACAUGAAGAAGAUUCCAAAACCUAAAAUUCUUACUUUGGAUCCAAACGAUGAAAACAUUGUUCUUGGUAUUCCUGAUGACAUAGAUCCAGCAUUGCUUCAUAAAGAUAAUGGACCUCAACCGAAAGUGAAAAUACCCCACCCACAUGUUAAAAAAAGUAAAUUAUUAUUAGGAAAAGCUGGAGUUAUUAAUGUUUUAGAAGAAGAUACUCCACCACCACCACCAAAAUCACCCGACAGAGAUCCAUUUAAUAUUUCGAACGAUACAUACUACAUGCCACGAUCCUCAGAAACAACGUUACGGUUGAAAGUUGGAGGUGGAAAUUUAAUACAACACAGUACACCAGUAGUAGAAUUACGUGUACCAUUUGUUCAAACUCAUAUGGGACCCAUGCGACUUCGAAAUUUCCAUAGACCACCAUUAAGAAGGUUUAGUCAUGGUCCACUCGCGCAUCCUGGACCUCAUUCUGUUUUGCCGUUAUUGAAACAUAUAAAAAAGAAAGCUAAACAAAGGGAGCAAGAAAGAAUUGCAUCUGGCGGAGGGGACGUCUUUUUUAUGAGAACUCCUGAAGAUUUGACUGGUAAAGAUGGGGAACUAGUACUCGUCGAAUUCUCGGAAGAGCAUCCUCCAUUAAUGAACCAAGUAGGAAUGUGCUCUAAGGUAAAAAAUUAUUAUAAAAGAAAGGCCGGAAAAGACCAGGGUCCACAAAAAUAUAAAUACGGUGAAACUGCUUAUGCGCAUACCAGUCCAUUCUUAGGAAUUCUUACACCUGGUCAAAGUAUACAAGCGAUUGAAAACAACAUGUACAGAGCACCGAUCUACGAACAUAGAAUACCAGAGACGGACUUCCUAGUUAUCAGGACAAGGCAGCAAUAUUAUGUCAGAGAAGUGGAUGCCAUAUUCGUUGCGGGACAAGAGUGCCCGCUGUAUGAAGUACCGGGUCCCAAUUCUAAGAGAGCCAAUAAUUUUGUGAGGGACUUCUUACAAGUUUUUAUAUACAGAUUAUUUUGGAAGUCUACAGAUACACCUCGACGUAUCAAAAUGGAUGACAUUAAAAAAGCAUUUCCAUCGCACAGCGAAAGCAGUAUUAGAAAACGCUUGAAGUUAUGUGCCGAUUUCAAAAGAACAGGCAUGGACUCUAAUUGGUGGGUUAUAAAGCCGGACUUUAGAUUACCAACCGAAGAAGAGAUUAGAGCAAUGGUAUCUCCAGAACAGUGUUGCGCUUACUUUAGUAUGAUUGCGGCGGAACAACGAUUAAAAGAUGCUGGUUAUGGCGAAAAGUUUCUUUUUACUCCUCAAGAUGACGACGACGAGGAGAUGCAAUUAAAAAUGGAUGACGAAGUUAAAGUUGCACCUUGGAAUACAACACGAGCAUACAUUCAGGCUAUGAAAGGCAAGUGCUUGUUACAAUUGGCAGGACCAGCAGAUCCAACAGGAUGUGGCGAAGGAUUCUCUUAUGUCAGAGUUCCAAAUAAACCAACAAUUAGUAAGGAAGAACAAGAAGCUCAACCAAAAAGAACUGUAACUGGAACUGAUGCUGAUUUACGAAGACUAUCGUUAAAUAAUGCCAAAGCAUUGCUUCGUAAAUUUGGUGUUCCCGAGGAAGAAAUUAAAAAAUUAUCGCGAUGGGAGGUUAUAGACGUAGUUAGAACAUUGUCCACGGAAAAAGCUAAAGCUGGAGAGGAGGGAAUGACGAAAUUCUCGCGAGGUAAUCGAUUUUCUAUUGCCGAGCAUCAAGAGAGAUACAAAGAAGAAUGUCAAAGAAUUUUCGACCUACAAAAUCGCGUAUUGUCCUCCAAUGAAGUUUUGAGUACUGACGAAGGCGAGAGUUCGGAAGAAGAUAGUUCCGAAAUUGAGGAAAUGGGCAAGAAUAUAGAAAAUAUGCUUUCCAAUAAGAAAACGAGCACCCAACUAUCUCUUGAACGAGAAGAGCAACAGAGGCACGAGUUGCGAAAGAUGCUAAUGGGCGAAAUGCAAGAGCAAGAUAAGAAGAGUAAGGAGAAAAAGAAAGAUGACGAAGAAGACAGUCCUGUAAAUAACUUUAACGCGCAGCAGGGUAGGGUUCUUAAGAUUUAUCGGACAUUUAGAAAUCCAGAGGGAAAAGAAUUUACAAGGGUAGAAUUGGUUAGAAAGCCAGCGGUGAUAGAUACAUAUAUAAAAAUUAGAAACUCAAAAGAUGAAGCAUUCAUUAAGCAAUUCGCAACUCUGGAUGAGGCACAGAAAGAAGAAAUGAAGAGAGAGAAAAGAAGAAUUCAGGAACAAUUGCGUAGAAUUAAGCGAAAUCAAGAACGUGAACGUAUGCUCGGUGGUCCAAUGUCGGGAAACAACGCGUCAUCACAUAAUAUAUUCGACCGUAGUAAUACCAAUACACCAACCACUACAUCCUCAAACAGUAUCCUUCCAUUCUGUAAUUCCUUCCAAUCUACUUCUCCUGCUUCUAAACAUCCUAAACCUGAAGUUUCUCCUUCUAAACGUAAAAAACCUAAACUAAAACCAGAUCUUAAAUUGAAAUGUGGUGCUUGCGGUAACGUAGGCCACAUGCGUACGAAUAAAGCUUGUCCUUUGUAUCAAAAUAGCAUAACCACAGCACCAGUGAAUGUUGCGAUGACAGAGGAACAAGAAGAAGAAAUUGAGAAACAGCUUAACACGGAUGACCAAGAUCUCGUCAAUGUAGAUGGAACUAAAGUGAAGUUAUCAUCUAAAUUGAUUAAGCAUGCCGAAGAAAUGAAGAGACGUACGUUACUAUUGAAAGUACCCAAAGAGGCUGUAAAUUCGAAAAAACGAAGAAGAGCUACUGGAGACGAUCAUUGUGAUUACCUUAAACGACAACAACGACCUGCUAAUAGACGUAGAACUGAUCCUGUUGUUGUCAUGUCUACAAUGUUAGAAAGCAUACUUAACGAAAUGCGAGACUUACCUGAUGUUCAGCCUUUCCUAUUUCCCGUUAAUGCUAAAGCUGUUCCCGACUAUUAUAAAAUUAUACAAAAACCUAUGGAUUUACAAACAAUACGUGAGAACUUGAGAUUAAAGAAAUACCAAAGUCGAGAAGAAUUUUUGGCUGAUGUUAAUCAAAUUGUGGAAAAUUCAACGUUAUAUAAUGGAUCGAAAAGUUCAUUGACGGUGGCAGCUAAACGUAUGUUGGAAACAUGCGUAGAAAGACUCGGUGAAAAGGAAGAUCGUCUAAUGAGACUAGAGAAAGCAAUUAAUCCUCUACUUGACGAUAACGAUCAAGUUGCUCUUACAUUCAUCUUAGAUAAUGUUGUUAAUAACAAAUUGAAAUCUAUGACAGAAGCUUGGCCAUUCUUGAAACCAGUGAAUAAAAAAUUGGUGAAGGAUUACUACACUGUUAUCAAAAGGCCUAUGGAUUUAGAAACUAUAUCCAAAAAAGUAUCUGCACAUAAGUACCAUAAUAGGCAUGAGUUUCACCGAGAUAUUGAACAAAUUUUGGAAAAUUGUACAAUAUAUAAUGGAAAGGAAUCUGUAUAUACAAACAAAGCAGAGUUGCUUGUAAAAGUUUGCAAAGAAACAUUAGAUGAGUAUGAUGAACACCUAAUGCAAUUGGAAAAUAACAUACUAUUAGUACAAAAACGAGCAAUGGAACAAGCAGAUAUGGAUCCUUUGUGGCUUGGUCCAGAGGAAGAAAAUUAUACCAUUCCAGAACCAGAGUUCCGAGGAAGUCAAACGAGUUCACCAGAAAAUCCAUUUGGAAAGUCGAAUAUGGACGACUUUGAUUUUGUAGAUGUCGAAGGAGAUAUGGAAGGUGAUGGCAGUAGAAGUGCCAAUUCAAAGAAAAAGGAUGUCCUCGAAGAAGAUCUACAAUUCUCCAGUGAAGACGAAUUCGAUGAAGUUCCAUUUGGUACAGAUGAACAGUCCGAAAAUGCUGAGAUCGAUACACUUGAACUGAAUGAAGUUCGAGAAGGUGGAGUAGUAUUAGCGGAUGAUGACAGUCAGCAAGCAGCAGAAGCAAUGGUUCAAUUGGGUAAUGUCGGUUUUUAUAUGGCGGAUCAACAAUUGCUUCAGCAAGAUGAAAGUAUGGAUGUCGAUCCAAAUUAUGAUCCUUCAGACUUUUUACUAGCUGGUUUACCAGCAAGGGAUGACAAAGGGCAAAAUAAGAUACAAGAUGAUUUGGCUGUAUCCGAAAGCGACGAUGAUGCAGAAAAUAACGCUCAACACAAACGAAAGACACCACAGUUAUCGCAGCCAGAGGAGGAUGUUGGCGGUGACUUGUGGUUCUAAGGAGGUUUUCAGACUUAUUUUAAGUAAAAAUAUUGUUUUAUAGUAAAUAUCUUAAAUCAAAAAAUUUAUCUAUAAUAUUACAAAAUGUAAUGAAACAUGAAAUAUUUAUUUCCUAUAGGAAUAAUUGAAUUUCAAUAUUUGAAAUGACAUCAAUCGUGUAUGAUUUCAUUGUGUAAAAAAUAGACAAAAUUAUUUAAAUUUUUCAAUGCAUAUCUAUGAAUAUUAUGUGCACAUACAUGUAAAUAUAUAAUGAAAAAUUGUUUCUUAAGUUCUACGCGUACAAUUAUUUAAUUUGUUUUUUUAGCUAGGAUAAAAGUUCAUAAAAAAAUAGUUGUAUAAUAUAAACAAAUAUUGUAUAUUUUUACAUAUUGAAGAUUUAUGUAAAAACUGCAUAUUCAGUUGUGUUUACCGAAAAUAUGUUUCUAACCAAAAUUAUAUUUGUAAUGUGUUCUACCAUUUAAGUGCAAUA
Molecule: messenger RNA, 6457 nt
Organism: Hylaeus anthracinus
Lineage: Eukaryota; Metazoa; Arthropoda; Insecta; Hymenoptera; Colletidae
Gene: Taf1
Product: transcription initiation factor TFIID subunit 1
Exons: 18
Coding region: 313-5988 (1891 amino acids)
Biological process (GO): DNA-templated transcription initiation; RNA polymerase II preinitiation complex assembly; transcription by RNA polymerase II
Cellular component (GO): transcription factor TFIID complex
Molecular function (GO): DNA binding; TBP-class protein binding; RNA polymerase II general transcription initiation factor activity
Source: RefSeq, a predicted model, not a curated record